Pyrus x bretschneideri (Chinese white pear) is the source of this 1784-nucleotide messenger RNA. Its product is annotated as pentatricopeptide repeat-containing protein At5g15300. Bases 48 to 1667 code for a protein of 539 amino acids. The record is from RefSeq and is a predicted model, not a curated record. Lineage: Eukaryota; Viridiplantae; Streptophyta; Magnoliopsida; Rosales; Rosaceae. The transcript has a single exon. Gene Ontology annotation, biological process: RNA modification. Gene Ontology annotation, molecular function: protein binding; RNA binding.
UCUUCUUCGGCUCCCUCCAAUGAGUCCUAGCGGCGAAGCUGUCUGUAAUGAUCCGAAAGAGACCAAAUGACAGGAGCACCAACCGCCAGCAACGGUCAAGCCUCUGGCAAAAAUGCACCAACCUCCGAGCUCUCAAGCAAGUCCACGCUUCCAUGGUGGUCAACGGCUUCAAUUCGAACUAUUCUGCUAUACGUGAACUCAUAUUCUGCGGCGCCAUGGCUAUUUCGGGCACAAUUGAUUAUGCCCACCAGGUGUUCGAUCAUGUGUCAGAACCAGACAACUUCUUGUGGAACACCAUGAUCAGAGGCUCAGCUCAGAGCCAAUGCCCUUUAAAUGCGGUUUUACUGUAUACCCGGAUGGAAAAUCGGCACGCGAGGCCUGAUGGUUUCACUUUCCCGUUUGUACUCAAGGCCUGCACUAAGCUUUCUUGGGUUAAGAUGGGAAUGGGGAUUCAUGGGAAGGUUGUGAGGUUCGGGUUCGAGUCAAAUACGUUUGUGAGGAAUACCCUUAUUUAUUUUCAUGCUAAUUGUGGGGAUUUGAGGAUUGCGAGCGCGCUUUUUGAUGACUCGGCGAAAAGGGAUGUUGUGCCGUGGUCAGCUUUGACAGCAGGAUAUGCAAGAAGAGGGAAGCUGGAUGUGGCUAGGCGGCUUUUCGAUGAAAUGCCUUUUAAGGAUUUGGUUUCUUGGAAUGUUAUGAUUACGGGGUAUGCAAAGCAAGGGGAGAUGGAGAGUGCAAGGAAGCUCUUUGAUGAGGUUCCGAAAAGAGAUGUGGUGACUUGGAAUGCAAUGAUUGCGGGUUAUGUACUUUGUGGAUCGAAUGAGCAGGCAUUGCAGAUGUUUGAGGAGAUGAGAAGUCUGGGAGAAAAGCCUGAUGAAGUGACAAUGUUGAGUCUUUUGUCUGCAUGCGCGGAUAUUGGAGAUUUGGACGUAGGGCAAAAGAUACAUUCCGCUCUUUUGGAGAUGGGUUCGGGAGAUAUGAGCAUCAUACUUGGAAAUGCGGUUAUAGAUAUGUAUUCUAAGUGUGGGAGUAUCGAAAGGGCACUUGAGGUGUUCCGGAGGAUGAGGGACAAGGAUGUGUCGUCGUGGAAUUCGGUGAUAGGAGGGUUGGCAUUCCACGGCCACUCUGAGGAAUCGGUUAAUCUGUUCAAAGAGAUGCGAAGGCUGAAAGUCAGGCCUAACGAGAUCACGUUUGUUGGAGUCUUGGUUGCUUGCAGUCAUGCCGGGAAAGUAGAAGAGGGGCGCGGAUAUUUCAAUCUCAUGAGGAUUGUUUACAGAAUCGAGCCAAACAUAAAGCAUUACGGGUGUAUGGUGGAUUUGUUAGGGCGUGCCGGGAUAUUAAACGAAGCCUUUGAGUUCAUAGAGAAAAUGGAGAUUGCUCCCAAUGCCAUUGUUUGGAGGACUUUGCUUGGGGCUUGCAGAGUUCAUGGAAAUGUUGAGCUGGGAAGGCGUGCAAAUGAGCGGCUUCUUGAAAUGAGAAGGGACGAGAGUGGGGAUUUCGUGCUACUGUCGAACAUAUAUGCUUCACGAGGUGAGUGGCAAGGGGUUGAAGAGGUGAGAAAGCUCAUGGAUGACAGUGGGGUGAAGAAGGAGGCUGGCUGUAGCUUAGUUGAAGCAGAUAACAGCUCUCUCAUGCAUUUUUUGUUCGACUCCAAACCUAAGUCCCGUUAGAAACACCGGGGAUUCAAUGUUAAUGCAAUAGGUUUUAACACAAACCCUAGGGGGUUGUUUUGAUUAGGCUUAAUUCAAUUUUUGCAAAAUUUAAUUAUUAGUCACGUUGAUCAAGCA